This is a messenger RNA of Trematomus bernacchii (emerald rockcod), 2636 nucleotides long. It is a transcript of the gene ildr2b, whose product is annotated as immunoglobulin-like domain containing receptor 2. The transcript is spliced from 10 exons. Gene Ontology annotation, cellular component: membrane. Bases 300 to 2126 code for a protein of 608 amino acids. NCBI's taxonomy places the organism in Eukaryota, Metazoa, Chordata, Actinopteri, Perciformes, Nototheniidae. Gene Ontology annotation, biological process: pancreas development. The record is from RefSeq and is a predicted model, not a curated record.
CACCCUGUAGGCCGGUAGGCACUACGGCUACGGGCUACACCCGGUGGAGAAAACAAAAAUUAGAUUCCAUAAUAAAUAUAAACUUAAGAAACAAUAUAGUUUACAUAUGUGGUGUAUAAAAGACAAGCAGAGGAGUAGUCAGUAUUUUGGAUGAGUUUAGUGUUUGGACUCACCUCUGCAUGAAGUGGUACAGUCCCGUUAGUCUCAGUCCGUGAGUCCUGUUUACUGCUGCAGUUAGCGGACAACCUGAAUCACCAACAUGCGGAUAAACUGCACUUUACUAUAACACGGACUGUAUAAUGAACUUUUACCGGCUUGCUUUUUUACUGGGAGCCUUGGUGUGUGUGUGCGAUGGUGUGCAUGUCACAGUUCGGGAGAAGCAGCGUUUCGCGAUGCUCUUCCAGUCCGUGGUCCUCCCCUGUCAGUACCAGACGGCCUCCAACCAGCACCCCGUGGUGCAGUGGUGGUACAAGUCGUACUGCAGAGACCGAACCCGAGAUUCCUUCACCCUGCCGGAGAAGCUGGGCGUCCAGGGCUCCGAGCUCGGCCCCUCGUCCCACCUCGAGUGCUCCGACAGCGGGCGCACAGUCCGGGUCGUGGCCUCGGCGCAGGGGGCCUCCAUGACGCUGGCUGAGCACUACAAGGGCAGAGACAUCGCCAUCGUUAACAAAGCAGACCUGCGUAUCGGGGAGCUGCAGUGGGGCGACAGUGGAGUUUACUACUGUAAAGUCGUCAUUGCUGAUGAUCUGGAGGGGAAGAAUGAGGCCCAGCUGGAGUUACUGGUGCUUGGCAGGACAGGUCAGAAGGACGAUAUCCUACCUGAGUUUGAUGUGGAGAUUAUGCCAGAGUGGGUGUUUGUGGGAUCUGUAGUCCUGGGCAGUGUCUUGUUCCUCUUGUUGAUGGGGAUCUGCUGGUGCCAGUGUUGUCCUCACUCCUGCUGCUGCUACGUCAGCUGCUGCUGCUGCCCUGAAACCUGCUGCUGUCCACGACACCUAUAUGAAGCAGGGAAGAUGGCAAAGAGUGGACCUCCUCCUCCUCAGGUUCCUGUGUAUCCUUACUACAUCCCUGGUGUUCCUACUGUGGUUCCUCUUGCCCCUCCAUCCCAUGUGGAGCCACAGAUGGCCUCCAUCCCCUCAGUGGAGAAUAACCUGGCUGGAGCGCGCAGUGGUUAUCGACUGAAAGCCAGUCCACACCAGGACUCAAUGAAAGUUUUGUACUACGUAGAGAAGGAGCUGGCCAGCAGCCUCUCGGAGCUGAGUUCUCUUCACGACGGAGGCACGUCAGACUUCAGACACACCUACCAGACGGUGCAGAUGAAGGCGCUGCCGCCCAUCGCUGACCUGGACGGCCAAUCGCUGAGAGCGCCUGCACACACACACACACACAACCGUAGGAUGAGACGCGACCGACGCAACCUCUCAGACGACGAGCUCGACAGAAGGUGGAACCCGCCAUCAGAGCACCUGCAGAGGAAGACGUUGAGCAGAAGAGGACGGACCGGCUCUCUGGACGAGCUGGAGGACUUCGCCCAGUCUUACAACCCCCGCUCUCGUCCAGAACGGGGCUACGAGCACGACUACAGCCCCCCGAGGCGCUUCUACAGAGAGGAAGACGAGGGCUGGGGCCGCCGGAGCCCCUCGCCUUUAUCUCAGAAGAGACGGGACACUUGGGACAGCGAUCGGCCGUGUCCACCGCCAAAAAACAAAGGAUACGACGACACCUUACUCAGCAGUGUGUUGGACAGCAAGGCGAGAGGGAGGGGAGGGGACAGAGGGGACAGAGGGGCUUACAGGGCGGACGAGGACAGUGACACUCCCUCUAAAGGCAGCUCCAGAGGGAAAGGGAGCUUCUACAGCCGGUCCCCCAGCAACCGUCCAGAAGAGGAGGACACUCUUCCUCCGUACUCUGAGCGCGAGGCCGAGCGGUACCGCCGGGCCGACCCAAACGCGGACCGGUACCGCACUGUAGAGCCUCCCAGAGCAGAGAGAUACAAACCCAGUGAACCUAACAUGAGGCCUUUCUGUUACACCCGCCCCCCACAGGAUACGUCCCAAACACAGAGAGAGGAGAGGGAGAGGAGCCGAAACCUGAGCACUGCACUGAGCAGGGACACUCUGAUAGUGUGACGAGGUUUCCCAGCAUGCACCUGUCCGUUCAUUAAACCGUCCUGUUGCUGCUCUGCCAUCAGCCGCAUGAAGUCGGCCUCCUCUCAUUGACGAUAACUGCACUGAAAAUCAGCAGUAGUGGACGCUGAGAAAUGUGUACAAACCAGGACGUUGUUUACUUGUCAUGAAUUAUAUCUGAGUAUUUCUGCAUGUGUAGAAUACAGAUGAUAUGUAUGUGGUGUGUGUAUCAGUUAUAUUUGCGGAGUGAUUGGAUGUAUUCUGAAACCAUGUGCCAAGAUGUUUGUUUUAUUAUUAUUGUUUUUAUCUGCCAAGUUUUGAUCUGCAGGAAGCCACAGUCUUAUAUUUUCAUGCAGACUUCACACUCUUCAGUACACUGUGACUCAGGUUCACGUUGUAUGUGUGUGUUUGUCUGUUGUUGAUCUUGUACUGUAUGUAAGUGCUGUACCUUGAAUUUGUCCUGCAGAUUAAUUGCACUGCAUAAAUACUUUUUAAUAAAAAAAACUUUAAAAA